GAAGUGAUGCUUCCACACAUUUCCGCUUUCUUUCUGCAGGAGGAACAGUUGGCUGCGGGGUCGGGGGGCGCGGUGGAUAUUGACCUUUGCCCCAGUCUCGUCGCGAGGGCACAGCGCAUCUCCCAGCAGCCUCCUUCCUCUGACAGAACCCGUUUCCGGCUUCCGAGGCUCCAGCGAGAUGCUACUAGUGCUGCUGCUGCUGCCCAUGUGUUGGGCCGUGGAGGUCAAGCGACCCCGGGGCGUCUCCCUCACCAACCAUCACUUCUACGACGAGUCCAAGCCUUUCACUUGCCUGGAUGGUUCUGCCAGUGUCCCUUUUGAUCAGGUCAAUGACGACUACUGUGACUGCAAAGAUGGCUCAGAUGAACCAGGCACAGCCGCCUGUCCCAACGGCAGCUUCCACUGCACCAACACUGGCUACAAGCCCCUGUACAUCUCCUCCAGAUGGGUCAACGAUGGAGUUUGUGACUGCUGUGACGGGACGGACGAAUACAACAGCGGGAUCGUCUGUGAGAACACCUGCAAAGAGAAGGGCCGUAAGGAGAGAGAGACUCUACAGCAGAUGGCGGAGGUGACCCGCGAGGGGUUCCGCCUGAAAAAGAUCCUAAUUGAGGACUGGAAGAGGGCCCGAGAGGAGAAGCAGAAAAAGCUCACUGAGCUGCAGGCUGGAAAGAAGUCACUGGAGGACCAGGUGGAGUUGCUGCGGACACUGAAGGAAGAAGCUGAGAAGCCAGAGAAGGAGGCCAAGGACCAGCACCGGAAGCUGUGGGAAGAGCAGCUGGCCGCCUCCAAGGCCCAGCGAGAGCAGGAGCUGGCGACCAGUGCCUUCCAGGAGCUGGACGAUGACAUGGACGGGGCGGUCUCCGUGGCCGAGCUGCAGACCCACCCGGAGCUGGACACAGAUGGGGACGGGGCAUUAUCAGAAGGGGAAGCCCAGACCCUUCUCGGGGGAGACACGCAGACAGAUGCCGCUUCCUUCUCUGACCGCAUCUGGGCUGCCAUCCGGGACAAGUACCGGUCCGAGGUGCUGCCCACCGACCUGCCGUCGCCUUCUGCACCCGCCUUGACGGAACCCAAGGAGGAGCAGCCCCUGGGGCCCUCACAGCCCGCAGAGGAGGAGGACGAGGAAGAAGAGGAGACAGAGGAGGAGGAGGGUGGGGAGGAGGGGGAGGACGAGGAUUCCCAGGUGCCAGGGGAGCAGCCCAAGGAGACCCCACCCCCAGUCGUGCCCCCCCAGACAGUCAGCCCCACAGAGGAGGACAAAAUGCCGCCCUACGAUGAGCAGACACAGGCCUUCAUCAAUGCUGCCCAGGAGGCCCGCAACAAGUUUGAAGAGGCCGAGCGGUCCCUGAAGGACGUGGAGGAGUCCAUCAGGAACCUGGAGCAGGAGAUUUCCUUUGACUUUGGUCCCAACGGCGAGUUUGCCUACCUGUACAGCCAGUGCUACGAGCUCACCACCAAUGAGUACGUCUACCGGCUCUGCCCCUUCAAGCUCGUCUCGCAGAAACCCAAACUCGGUGGCUCCCCCACCAGCCUCGGCACCUGGGGCUCGUGGGCUGGCCCCGACCACGACAAGUUCAGCGCCAUGAAGUAUGAGCAGGGCACAGGCUGCUGGCAGGGUCCCAACCGCUCCACUACUGUGCGCCUGCUGUGUGGGAAGGAGACAGUGGUGACUAGCACCACGGAGCCCAGCCGCUGCGAGUACCUCAUGGAGCUGAUGACACCGGCCGCCUGCCCAGAGCCACCGCCCGAACCGCCUGCCUCGGGCAACCGCGAUGAGCUCUAGCCCCGCCCUGCCCCGCCCGGCCCGGCCCAGAGGUGGGUGGGGAGAACCUCAAGACGUGGAACCAGCCCCCAGCGGUGCUGCCCGCCUGCCCCUCAGUCUGUAGACCAAGGCUUGCCCCUCUGGGUCUCCUUGCCCUCCCCAGCGGGCAGGAACCGGGUGGGGCUCCAUGCCCUGCUCUGGGGGCAGGCGGGGCAGAGCCACGGUCCCCGGCCCCAGGUGCCUCUACAGGUGGAAUAAAGGAGCCUGCCCUCCCUGGACCCCCGCCCUGGUGGCACCCCCGCCACCCAACCCUGUCCCCCACCCAGGGCAUCUGCCUCCCCUCCUGGUGCGGAAGAGUGACUUGACCUGUGACCUCCAAACAAUAAACGUGAUCUCCCCAA
Messenger RNA from Delphinapterus leucas (beluga whale), 2166 nucleotides. The record is from RefSeq and is a predicted model, not a curated record. NCBI's taxonomy places the organism in Eukaryota, Metazoa, Chordata, Mammalia, Artiodactyla, Monodontidae.